Molecule: messenger RNA, 2988 nt
Organism: Perca flavescens (yellow perch)
Lineage: Eukaryota; Metazoa; Chordata; Actinopteri; Perciformes; Percidae
Gene: laptm4b
Product: lysosomal protein transmembrane 4 beta
Exons: 7
Coding region: 208-885 (225 amino acids)
Cellular component (GO): lysosomal membrane
Source: RefSeq, a predicted model, not a curated record
CUGGCUCUUUCUCUAUUUGCCAGCAGGAUUCUGGAGGACUCCACUUGCGGAAACAGACGAACAUCGUUUCUAACAUACGCUUGAUGUGGCGGUCCUAGCACCGAGGUCGCCAACUGUUUUAUCUUUUACGGGCAUAGCUAGUAGCUUUGAAUAAUUCAUUGUCGGUGGCAUUCAUGAAAUAACUUCAAAUUCAUAGCAGGAUAAAUAAUGAUUUCACCGUGGGACCGGUGGUACUCGACGAGCUGCUGCCUUUGCUGCCAUGUACGGACGGGCACCAUUAUUCUGGGAAUAUGGUAUAUGCUCAUCAACGCGGUGGUCCUACUCAUCUUGUUGUCGGCUCUCAAUGACCCAGUUCAAUACCGCUACCACCUUACCAGCUCUGAGCUGGGAACUGACAUUGAUGUCAUGGACGAUGCAAAUAUCUGCAUAGCCACUGCAAUAUCCCUCCUCAUGAUUCUCAUAUGUGGCAUGGCGACAUAUGGUGCUUACAAGCAACAUGCUGCUUGGAUCAUUCCAUUCUUCUGCUACCAAAUCUUCGACUUUGCCCUUAACACACUGGUAGCCAUUAGUGUGGUCGUUUAUCCCAACACGGUGCAGGACUACCUCCAGCAGCUGCCGGGGACAUUCCCUUACAAAGAGGACAUCAUGUCCACCAACAACAUGUGCCUAGUUUUUGCAGUUCUCCUCUUCAUUGGCUGCAUCCUCUCCUUCAAGGCCUACCUGAUUGGCUGUGUGUGGAACUGCUACAGAUAUGUGAGCGGCAGGGGCACCACGGAGGUUCUGGUUUAUGUCACAACCAAUGACACCACGGUUCUGCUGCCGCCAUACGAGGAGGCCAUUGCCAUACCACCGAAGGAGCCCCCUCCCCAGUAUAUGGAGGCAUGAGAGAUGUCCUCGAUCCUGGACCCCAUAACCCAAACACCUACCACAUCUCCCUCCAACGCUGCCUGGAAGAUGUUGAAAAACAAGACAAAACAAUGUCUUAGAGGCUGGUUUCAUCUUGGAUACAUGCCAACCUUAGAUUAGAUAAGACUGACCCUGAGCCAACAACUCUUCUUCCCCCCCCGCCCAACCACCACCACCACCCUCCUGGUUGUUGUGACGUGUUUUCCCUCUCUCGUUUCCUAUGUCCUCCUCCAAGGACAGUAUCGCAGCAACUCCAACCGCUACCAACCGUCCCUCUUGGCAGCUGGUGUCCCCUGGCAGCAUCUAAACUCUUGCAUGCCCUGAACACUCUGUCCCUACUUAAUUUGCACUUUUCUUUGAGUAAAACGUGCACCGGUUUGGCCACCAACUGUUAACCCCCAAUACUGUGAAUCUCCCUCGUGGUCUUUGUCUAGAAACAAACUACCUGAAGAGAGAUAGUGACAGAGAGCGCAAGAAGGAAUGCGACAGUUAUGCAAGAGCACUUUUUUCCGAAAUUGACAAAUUCCUUCAUUGAAUGUAACGUUGAGGUAUUUUUGUAUGACUUUUUUGUAUAACUGAAAACUGAGUGAUAAGAAGUGAAUAGUGAAAGGCUGUCCUGUUGUGAUAUCAUCUAAGUACUGAUGUGGCUUGUCCUGCAGGUAAUCGUAUUGACAAAGGCUCCUCGACCAAUAACAACCACGUCUUCCUUUUGUAUCCAUGUAACACACGGUCUGUAAACCUGUAAUCCAUUGACUGCUAGUGAAAAACCUUGUUCGCCCAUUGAUUUCAAACACAAUAUUCCAGUUUGCCUUCCUGUCCAAUUCCUGUCUGAUCCAAGAUCUCAAAAUCAAAGAAAGAUGUACUCAUCCAGUGAAGCACACAUAAAUGUGUCACACACUACAGAGUAACAUCCAAAAAGGCAAUACACAUUCUGUAAUAUCUAAAAUGUGUAAACAUUAGUGUCUGAAAAUGUUUCAGUUAAGACGUCUGCCGUGUGUUCCCGUCAAGCUGCAGCUUCAACACUAUCUUCUGUGUCUUUAUUGUCUGUGUUUUUUUUUACAUGGAUUAUGGUGUAUAAUCUGAUCUUUUUAGAUGAGCUAAUUUAGCUGGACUGAGGGCAUUUUCCUAUUAAGGCGGCGCAACAUGCUGCAGAGCCUGUAUGUUUGUUUGUGUGUGUGCGUGCGUGUCUGUAUGAUGUAUCUCCUAGGUCCUUUUAUAUGUAGUAACAUUUCCUUUGCACAUGCAGCAAUAUAGUUUUGAGAUGUUUCCUGUGCUGGUGACCUUUUUUUUUAAAUAAACCAUGGAUGGGAAUCUAAAGCAUUGAUUUAGCGUAGUAGCACAAAAUCAAUAUACAGUAUAUGAAGCUAACGAAACUAGAUGCUAGUUGUUUGCCUCGAACUAUUCAGGCAAUUGUGAGAAAUAAUGGAACAAACUAUAUUAGACAUAGCUAAUCCCAUUCUUUCCAAUAACGAAGUAUAAUCGUAAAUAGUAUUUGCUAUCAACAGAAAAACAAUCAGAGUUACACUUUAUCCUUCAGACUAUGCAACAGUGCAUCAACAAUUUCUUUGACCUGGAAAUACACGUACCAUGAAGUAGUAUUCCAUUUGAUAGUAAUAAUGUAGUUGAUAAUGUAGCCGUUUGUUGCCCCGAUCAUCACUGUCCCUGUGUGAAUUGUGACCAAUGCGUUUGCAAAUCCAACAAAGUUGAAAAUGAAAUUGCACUUUAAAGUCAGCAUGAGCUCACUGUGAACUGAUGUGUUUGUUUUUAUUCAUCUUUACCAUGGUAUGCUGUAGUGGUUCUAAAUAUGACCAGGCACCCUUUUCUGGCUGAUACAAAACUUAAAGAAAUCAAUAUUCACAUUGUGUGAUGAUUUUUAUGGGACUGAAUGAGGAUUUCAGCAGCUGGGUUUAGAGAAAAAAAAGUCUUAUACAGUAUGUGGACCAGAGAAUUGCUGAUACCUCAUUUUAUUAGACUCACUUCCAAGACUUGUUUUCCAUCGCUUUCAAUUCACACACGUACUCUUGUUGGAUCUGCAUAAGCUCAUGUCUUCAAUUCUGAACAAUAAAAAGCUAUAUCAGUUGG